This is a messenger RNA of Trematosphaeria pertusa, 3066 nucleotides long. RefSeq lists its product as uncharacterized. NCBI's taxonomy places the organism in Eukaryota, Fungi, Ascomycota, Dothideomycetes, Pleosporales, Trematosphaeriaceae. The transcript has 6 exons. Gene Ontology annotation, molecular function: quinone binding; primary methylamine oxidase activity; copper ion binding. Bases 1 to 3066 code for a protein of 1021 amino acids. Gene Ontology annotation, biological process: amine metabolic process. The record is from RefSeq and is a predicted model, not a curated record.
AUGGCUCUCGAUCGCCUGAAGCAGGCAGCGGCCCAUGUUACCGGCGUGGGCCAGCCAGUGCACCCCUUCGAUCCUCUCUCCGAAGCCGAAAUCGAGCAGGCCGUCGCCAUUGUGCGCAAGGAGCACAGCAAUGUCUUCUUCAAUGCCGUCACGUUAUGGGAGCCGCGCAAGGCUGAGAUGAUGAAGUGGAUCAAAGACCCCCAGCACACCCCCCGGCCGCACCGUGUUGCAGAUGUCGUCGCUAUCGGCAAGGGCAGCAAGGUGUUUGACGGAAUUGUGGACCUGACCGACGGCAACAUCGUCAGCUGGGAGACGACCGAGGGCGUCCAGCCUCUGAUCGUGGAAACAAUUGUGCGCAAAGAUGCAAAAGUCAUCGAGCAGUGCGGAAUCAUUGGUAUCCCGCCGGAAGAGAUGCACAAAGUCUACUGCGACCCCUGGACGAUUGGCUACGACGAGCGCUUCGGAACCGGUGUCCGUCUCCAGCAAGCGCUCAUGUACUACCGCCCACACGUCGACGAUAGUCAGUACAGCUAUCCUCUUGACUUCUGCCCCAUCUACAACGCCGAUACCCAAGAAAUCAUCCACAUCGAUGUCCCUUCAGUUCGCCGCAUGGUCAACAAGGCCCCGCCGAACAACUACCAUGCGGCUGCUAUCGAGGCAGAGGGUGGCUUCCGCAAGGAUCUGAAGCCUAUCAACAUUACUCAGCCGGAGGGCGUCUCAUUCUCUAUGGAUGGACGCUACAUCAGCUGGCAAAACUGGAAGCUGCAUAUUGGGUUCAACUACCGCGAAGGUCUCGUUCUCUCGAACAUCACAUUCAACGACAAGGGGACCGAGCGAGACACGUUCUGGAGGCUUUCGCUUGCCGAGAUGGUUGUUCCAUAUGGAAACCCCGAGCACCCACAUCAGCGCAAGCACGCUUUUGACUUGGGUGAGUACGGUGGUGGAUACAUGACGAACUCUCUCAGCUUGGGCUGUGACUGCAAGGGUGCCAUCCACUACCUGGAUGCAGCAUUCGUGAACCGAGCUGGUGCUGCUACGACUAUCAAGAACGCCAUCUGCAUUCACGAGGAAGACGCCGGUAUUCUCUUCAAGCACACCGACUUCAGAGACGACAGCUGCACCGUUACCCGCGCACGCAAGCUCAUCAUCUCGCACAUCUUCACCGCUGCCAACUACGAAUACUGUGUGUACUGGGUCUUCCACCAAGAUGGUACUGUACAACUCGAAAUCAAGCUCACCGGUAUUCUGAACACAUACGCCAUGGACCCCGGCGAGGAUCUCCACGGCUGGGGCACCGAGGUCUACCCCGGCGUCAACGCACACAACCACCAGCAUCUCUUCUGCCUUCGUAUCGAUCCCAACAUUGAUGGACCUAACAACACCGUCUUCAUGGUGGAUGCUGCGCGUGGCUCAGGCGAAGUCGGCAGCGCUGAGAACAAGUACGGUAAUGCGUUUUACGCUAAGAAGACGAGGCUCGAGAACCCCGAGCAGGCGAGGACCGACUACAAUGGCGCCACCAGCAGGACAUGGGAGAUGUGCAACGAGGGCAAGCUGAACCCUUACAGCAAGAAGCCCGUAUCGUAUAAGCUGGUCAGCAGGGAAGUUCCGGAACUGCUUCCCAAGGAGGGCGGUCUGGUAUGGAAGCGUGCUGGUUUCGCCCGCCACGCGGUUCAUGUCACAAAGUGUAAGCCUACGUCUUCUUUCGUAUUGAUACAGCGUGCUAACCUCCCAAUGGACGAGGACUCGCAAAUCCACCCAGCCGGCCGCCACGUUCCUCAAACCUCGGGCGAGCCCUCUCAAGGUCUUCCCCUGUGGAUCGCAGAGAACCCCACAGCCAACCUUGCGAACGCCGAUGUCGUCCUCUGGCACACUUUUGGCAUUACGCACUUUCCAUCGCCUGAGGACUUCCCCGUCAUGCCAGCCGAGCCCAUGACGCUGCUCCUUAGACCCAGGAACUUCUUCACGAGGAACCCGUGCUUGGACGUACCGCCGAGCUACUGCAGCGUUCCCAGUGGUGUCAGACAGGGUGGUGCUCUCGUGGAUAAAAUAUCGCAGCUGGCCUUUGGUGAAAACAAGGCCGGCAGCUGCUGCGAGAACUCCACCUCCACACCGACAAUGCCCCGCGCCCUCCCGCCCAUCGAGGGCAGCACCAAAGGCCCCAACAUUUCGCCCUCGCUCGUCGAAAGCGUGGCAGGCUUCAGCGCGGGCGUGAUCUCGUGCCUCACUGUGCAUCCGCUCGAUCUCCUCAAGAAUCGGCUGCAGCUCAAUACGCAGACAAAGCCCCGUAGCGGCGAUUCGCUAAGGAUUAUCCGCCAUGUGGUGCGGGACGAGGGCGGGCUGGGCGCGCUGUAUAGAGGGCUAUGGCCCAAUAUGCUGGGGAAUAGCCUGGGGUGGGCGCUGUAUUUUCUGUUCUAUGGGAGGGCGAAGGAGGUUCUGCAACGGCGGAGGGGGCAUGGGGAGCAUUUGAGCUCGGCCGAGUUCUUUUCCGCGUCGAUUGUUGCUGGCUUGCUAACCGGCGCCUGCACAAACCCCAUCUGGGUCGUAAAAACGCGCAUGCUCGAGCGCGGCGCGAACCACCCCUCGGCCUACAAGUCCAUGAGCGAAGGACUCAAGCACGUAUACUACACCCGAGGACUCAAGGGUCUCUGGGCCGGCUUCAUCCCGUCCACGCUCGGCGUAGCGCACGGGGCCGUCCAAUUCGCCAUCUACGAGAAGAUGAAGCAUCGAAGAAGGGAGGCCAUAGGUGGACAAGAGCACUUGGGCAAUUGGGACUAUAUCUAUAUGAGCGGAGGGAGCAAGCUGCUGGCCGGUGCCAUCACCUAUCCGUAUCAGCCUAUACGAGCGCGAAUGCAGCAGUAUAAUGCGGCGACGCAGUACUCAGGGCUGAUUGACGUGCUGAGGAAGACUUGGAGAAAUGAGGGCUUUCUGGCCUUCUACAAAGGGGUUAUUCCAAAUACGCUGCGAGUCAUCCCGACUACCAUCGUCACGUUUCUUGUGUACGAGAACACGAAGAUUUUCCUGCCGAAGCUCUUUGUAGACGAAGAGAUGGCUCACGAGGAAGACUAA